UGUCUGGUUUUUAUCUCUUUCUCUGGUUCGAGAUCUUCGCAUACUGAUUUUCUCCAUUUAGGAAAAAGCUCACUACUGUCUCUAAUGGCUGUUUCUUCUCGUAUAACCCUUUAUGUUUUAUUCUUUCUUGUCUUCUUAGCACAGAACAUUGUUUCUCAACGUCCAUCGGCUUUAAGCUCCGACGAGCAGGAAUCGGUCUACGAAGUACUUGAGGCGAUUAACUCCGCGGUUCAGUGGCGAUACGUCUUCCCCGAAGACCUCUGCAGCUCGGCUCCACAUGGCGUCGUCUGCGAAUAUUUCACCGACGAAAACGGUAAUGAAACAGCGCACAUUACAGAGCUCAGCUUUGGUUACGUCUCGGAUUACUCUUCUAACCCUCCUUGUAGUUCUAAUUCCACGUUUAGCCCUCGGCUCGCUUCCUUCACCCACCUUCGCAAGCUAUUCUUCUACAAGUGCUUCACUGAAAUGCAGGUUUCGCUUCCUGGGUUUCUAGCGAACUUGAGUUCUAGCUUGGAAGAACUCGUGUUAAUCGAGAACCCAUCUCUGGUCGGGGCUCUCGGUGGCAUACUCGGCAACUUCACCCGGCUGAAGAAGUUAGUUCUGACUGGAAGCAACGUUUCUGGGGAAAUUCCGGAUGAGAUUGGGGACUUGCUCGAUCUCGAACAGAUUACAAUCACAAGAAACCGCCUAAACGGUAGAGUUCCGCGGAGUAUAAGGAAAUUGCAAAAACUGAGAGUGCUCGACCUCAGCUACAAUGGGUUUGAAGGGAACCUCCCGGAUUCAAUCGGGAAGUUGACAGAGCUUCUGAAACUUGAUCUGGGUUCGAAUUUCUUCGGUGGGAGAAUCCCAGAAUCUCUUGUGGGUUUGUAUAAACUAGAGUUCUUAGACCUGAGUUACAACCGUUUCGGUAACUUCGGGGUUCCGCUAUUUUUAGCAGAAAUGCCCUGCUUGAGAGAGGUGUACUUGAGUGGCAACCAACUGGGAGGGCAGAUCCCGGAAAUAUGGGAGAAGCUCGGGGGUAUUAUGGGGCUAGGACUAUCAGAGAUGGGACUGGUUGGUGAAAUUCCUGCUUCAAUGGGGGUAUUCUUGAGAAACAUCUGUUACCUAGGGCUUGCCAACAACAAACUUGAAGGGACGGUGCCGGAGGAGUUCGCAUUGUUGGAGUUUGUGAACGAGUUGAGUUUGGAGAACAAUCAGCUGAGUGGGAGACUUCCAUUCUCAGCCAAAUUUUCGGCUAAAAUUGGAGGAAAGCUUAAAUUAGCAGGAAACCCUAAUCUUUGUGUUGAUGAUAAAAAUAGCAGUGGUUUUGAGAACUUGAAGCUGAAGGUGUGCAACGACAACAAGCCCACCAUUCCCAACCCUGCCCUCUUCUCAGGGUGCUCCUCGUUGAGGCUCUCUUCAUAUUUUUUGAGGUUGUUAGGGGUAGUGUUUGUCUUAUUCCUCUAAGAGGACGUACGAGACGCUGAAAUGUCAUAGAAAUUUGUUAAUAUCUGCUUUUCUCCAUCACAUAUAUAUGUGUUUAAGAUGAAAAUAUGAUUUUAUUCGGUUCAGUUGAAUUUCAAUGUGGAAUUAUCAAU
This is a messenger RNA of Nelumbo nucifera (sacred lotus), 1577 nucleotides long. RefSeq lists its product as uncharacterized. The record is from RefSeq and is a predicted model, not a curated record. Gene Ontology annotation, molecular function: protein binding. Lineage: Eukaryota; Viridiplantae; Streptophyta; Magnoliopsida; Proteales; Nelumbonaceae.